Solenopsis invicta (red fire ant) is the source of this 1632-nucleotide messenger RNA. It is a transcript of the gene Wbp2, whose product is annotated as WW domain-binding protein 2. NCBI's taxonomy places the organism in Eukaryota, Metazoa, Arthropoda, Insecta, Hymenoptera, Formicidae. Bases 463 to 1260 code for a protein of 265 amino acids. Gene Ontology annotation, cellular component: nucleus. Gene Ontology annotation, molecular function: transcription coactivator activity; chromatin DNA binding. The record is from RefSeq and is a predicted model, not a curated record. Gene Ontology annotation, biological process: positive regulation of DNA-templated transcription. The transcript is spliced from 7 exons.
AGCGGGACGCGCGCAGUGAAAUCGCGAUUGAAAUCGCGCCUCCGCGAAGAGAGACUUUGAAAACUUAACGUGGACAUUAUUAGGCCGCCAAUCAGAAAUGGCCAAGAAGCAACAUGGCUAUUAUCGAUAAGUCGUCCGAGCGGUCUGAGGCACUCUGAGGUCUGACUGGUCUGAGUCGCCGUAAUGCGCGACGCACAGUGACGCAGUUGGAUGCAACGCAACCAAACGUGUCACACCUCUCGCUACAGUCUCCCGCUACUCGGUUUAUUGCUUUAUUCUUUAUUCACCAUUAUCUGAAAGUGAUAUCAUUCCAAGAUAUAAUUUUCUUCAAGUUUUUCGCGACAGUUUCUGAACAAAGUCGAGAACGGAGAAAAGACCAUUUCCGACCAUUUUCAACGGCAUUUGGUAACGUUCGUCGCGACAGUUUUGUCAUCCGUCGUAAGCGUUUGACGCAAGAAAGAUAUGUCAUUGAACACAGCACACGCCAACGGUGGAGUUCUUCUCCAUUCCGGCGAGUGCAUCAUACUCUUUUGCGACAAUGUCAAUAUGGAAUUUCACGGACAAGAACAAGCGGAGUUUAUUGGGAAGAAGCAUGGCAGAUUGUACUUGACGACACACAGAAUGAUUUUCAAUGCUAAAGAUCAUAAAGAAAGAAUGCAGUCGUUCAGCUUCCCAUUUGUUACAUUGAGCGAAGUAGCACUAGAACAACCAGUUCUUAGUGCCAAUUAUAUAGGAGGCAAAUGCCGCGCUCAGCCCAAUGGUAAUUGGAUUGGAGAAUGCAAAUUUAAAUUGAGAUUCAAAAGCGGUGGGGCAGUAGAAUUUGCUCAAGCUUUGCUGAAGGCUGCAGCGAUGGCUCAACGCAAUGGUCCAGCAAAUGACGCCCCACCACCAUAUACACCUCCAUUGUCCGAUUGGUAUCCAGCGCAACCUGCAGCUUAUCAACCUCCUCCAACUGGAUAUUAUGGAUGGAUGCCUCCGACCAAUGUAUUCCCAGAUGUUCCACCAGGAAAUACAGUCUUUAUGACGGACAGUCCGCCACCGUAUCCCGGCAUACAGCCAGGAUACGGAUACGCGAGCGGCCCGCCACAUCAGGGCGCCGGAGCUGCAGUGGGACAACCAGGACCAAUGUCCCAUGCAGAUGCAAAGGCUGCUGAAGCUGCGCAGAGCGCAUAUUACGAUCCUAAUAGGCCUCAAUGCGCUUAUGUCCCACCACCAGAAUAUUAUGAGAGUCCACCAGCCUACACAAAGAAAUAUCAGUGAAAACAUAGCACCUUACAUAAGUGAAUUAUAUAGUGCAAUCGAAAUAUGCAUUCCAUUUUAGGCAAAUAUUGAAAAUUUAUAUGCUGUCGCGCAUUUAACGUAGCAAACUGUCAACGUUUGCAACUCUUGAAUCUGGAUAUUUAGAUUCAAGAUAACGAUUGAAGAUGCACUAGAUUUUUCUCGUUAUAGCUAUGCAAUGUUAAGCACAGGCAUCACUUCAGGUAUUAGCAACAAUACAGCUAUGUAUUAAUGCGAGUAUUAACAAUAAUUUCUUAAGUACAUGUUAUUUCUUAAAAACGAUUGUAUUGUUGUGUUUGUGACACGAGUCUAUAUAAUUACGGAAUAAAUGUUUACACUCAUGUAAAUACAUAA